Molecule: messenger RNA, 1873 nt
Organism: Pistacia vera
Lineage: Eukaryota; Viridiplantae; Streptophyta; Magnoliopsida; Sapindales; Anacardiaceae
Product: transcription factor bHLH74-like
Exons: 5
Coding region: 878-1873 (331 amino acids)
Biological process (GO): regulation of DNA-templated transcription
Cellular component (GO): nucleus
Molecular function (GO): protein dimerization activity; DNA-binding transcription factor activity
Source: RefSeq, a predicted model, not a curated record
UUAGGGGCUGUGAAAUAAAACUCUCCCCAUUCCAGUAUUUGCAUAAUUUAAGUAGAAUUUGAUGCUUUUUAGCCUUUUUUAGGUACCUAUCAGGGAAUACCUCAAAAGGGUUUCUCCAACUUCCUUUUUUUUUUAUGGUUCUUGGAAGCUGUUGGGACUUGAUUCAAAACUUGAACAAGUAAACUUUCCUUUUUCCUCAUUAGACUGCUCUAAACACCUCCUUCAUUUUGAUAUCAAUAGCUCAAAUCUUGUGUUUAUCCUCCUCAAUUGGGUUUCAUUUGAAGAGAUUCAAGCCUACUAACAUCAAUCAAUCACAUUGGUAUUUAAUUGAGUGGAGAAUGUGAAAAAUUAUAUCUCCUAUAAGCAAAAGAGAAAAAGGGAAUCUGCUUUCUUUUUAUUAGUCUGGUGAGCUGUUACUUAGCUAAGAUAUAGUUUGUCUAUGUGUACUUUAUGCUCUGAAAGGUUCACUUUCUUGUCUGUGUGAAGCAUUUCCUCUUUUAGCUUGCAUAUCAGAGUAGACUUGAUCCUAGGGUUUUUGAAAGAUGAAGUAAGCUGGUGCUUGUUAGAUAUUAUGCCUGAUAGAUUGGAUUUCUCCUUUUACUUUGUGUCUCUGGGAUGCUGUUCUGAGGGGUUUCUUUUACUUUAACAUCCUAUCAAUCCUAUAAAGCUGCCAAGGUUAUUUGUUCCUUGUCGAGUCGUGCAAGAUAUCACCAGCUAAUUCUGGUCAAACCCCACUUUGCCUUUUGUUUUAUACACCAGUUGCUUGCUUCUGUUUGAUAUCUAUUUUUAGUCCUCGUCUGGGCCAGCUAUUGAGUAGAGGUUUUGUUUCAGUUAUAGAUAGUUCUCAUCCUUUGGGUUUAAGUUUUGAGACGAAAACAUGGAUGGUGGUGAUAAUGAUGAUACGGGAUUUCAGAAUAGAAAUGAGAGUGUAAUGAAUUGUCCAUCUUCAGGGAUGAAUACAAACCCAUUGCCUCAGAAGGUUUCGGGAAUGUCAAUGAACUCGAUGUCCAUGUAUAAGUCUUCAAGUGGAGCAGACCAUUUCUUUGGUUCUGGUUGGGAUCCAAUCGUUUCUUUGAGUCAGGGUGAAAACUUUGGAGUUUCUUCAAUGGUUUCUCAUUGUGAAUUUGCUACUUCUCCUUACCCUGUUGUAAUGGAAAACCAGGUUAUUAGUAGCACCGCCAACUUAGCUCAGUAUCCAUCUGAUCCAAGUUUUGUUGAGCUUGUGCCAAAGAUUCCAGUCUUUGGAAGUGGCAACUUCUCAGAAAUGGUUAGUUCCUUUGGCUUACCUGAGACUGCGCGUAUUGCUAAUAGUGGGUGUCCUCCAAAUUAUACUCCAAAUAAGGACAGUGGAAAUGAGAGGACUUCAACAAAUGUGGCACAAUGUUUUGAGGACCGUCAAAUCUCAGAGGAGGCAGCCAUAGGAGCUUCAACCAAUGGAAAGACAAGAAAACGAGCACCUGAGUCAAGUUCUCCUUCCAAUCCCGAUAAGAAUGCCAAUGAAGAGCGUCAAAAGGAUCCCUCUGGAGAGAGUUCUGGUACUGUGAAAGAACAAGAUGAGAAGAAACCAAAAAUUGAACAAAACACAGGUGCAAAUUCGCGUGGUAAACAAGCUGCUAAACAAGCUAAAGACAGUUCUAAUAGUGUCGAGGCUCCUAAAGAAUAUAUUCAUGUGAGAGCCAAAAGGGGCCAGGCUACUAAUAGUCACAGCCUUGCAGAGAGGGUGAGAAGGGAAAAGAUUAGUGAGCGGAUGAGAUUGCUUCAAGAACUUGUUCCUGGAUGCAAUAAGAUCACUGGUAAAGCAGUCAUGCUUGAUGAAAUUAUCAAUUAUGUGCAGUCACUGCAACAGCAGGUUGAGAUUAAGAUUUUCAGUUGA